AUGUCUUAUCAAAGCAUUUCCAGACCUUUUGAUCCAACAAUAGGUCAUCAGCAUGCGGUAAUGAGUGCGAGGAAUGGAAAGUUUUAUGGGACAGAAGUUGCGAUAAAUCUGUGGAAACCAUAUGUCCAAAUUCCCAAAGAGUUUAGCUUGGCUCAAAUUUGGGUUGUGUCCGGAAAUGGCUCUACUCUUAACACCAUUGAAGCUUGUUGGCAGGUUGUUUAG
Molecule: messenger RNA, 222 nt
Organism: Arabis nemorensis
Lineage: Eukaryota; Viridiplantae; Streptophyta; Magnoliopsida; Brassicales; Brassicaceae
Source: the annotation of a GenBank genome assembly